GCUUCGUCGAUUCAUCCCGCUCCGUCUCCAAUUUUCUGCCGUCUGUGCUUCCUGGUGUUCAAUUCCGUGCUACCUGCUCUCCAUCUCGCGACCAUGGCGGCUGCUAAUCCUGCCCCUCCUCGCGCCCUCUCGGCUAAGGAGCUGGACAUUCAGAUGAUGUUGGCCGCCGAGGUCCAUCUCGGAACCAAGAACUGUGAUUUCCAGAUGGAGCGAUACGUCUUCAAGCGUCGCAAUGAUGGUAUUUACAUCAUCAAUCUUGGCAAGACAUGGGAGAAGCUGCAUAUGGCUGCUAGGGUUAUUGUAGGCAUUGAGAACCCUCAGGACAUCAUUGUCCAAUCUGCUAGGCCUUAUGGUCAGAGAGCCGUCCUGAAGUUUGCUCAGUACACUGGAGCUCAUGCCAUUGCUGGUAGGCAUACCCCUGGUACCUUCACUAACCAGAUGCAGACCUCCUUCAACGAGCCUCGUCUCUUGAUCCUUACUGACCCGAGGACAGAUCAUCAGCCCAUUAAGGAAGCAGCUCUUGGAAACAUCCCAACCAUUGCCUUCUGUGACACUGACUCCCCCAUGAGAUACGUUGAUAUUGGCAUUCCUGCCAACAACAAGGGAAAGCACAGCAUUGGAUGCUUAUUCUGGAUUUUGGCACGCAUGGUUUUGCAGAUGCGUGGUACUAUUCCCCAAGGCCACAAGUGGGAUAUCAUGGUUGACCUAUUCUUCUACAGAGAACCCGAAGAAGCCAAACCACAGGAAGAGGAAGAAGUUGCUGCUGCUGCCGAGUAUGGGAUCACUGCUCCUGAUUAUGGCCAACCUUUGACUGACUGGAGUACACCUGGGGAUGUUCAGUGGGCUGCUGAUGCAGCUCAGCCUCCUAUUGCUGGUGUUCCAGCACCUUACUUUCCCGAUCAAGCUGCUGCACCCAUAGGCGGCGACUGGGAAACUGUACCAGCCGUUCCUUCUCCGUUUCCAGCUGCCACCGAACCUGCAGCCACAGGAUGGGAGUAAAGCUGUUCUUUCCCGUUGGAAUCUGUAGCUGUGAUUCACAUGUUCUAUUACUUCAAACAUCAGCGUUUUAAAGCACCCAGUUCUAGGCAUGAAUGUUUUGUUUGCAGUUUUCUUUUUGGGUUUGGUCUCAGUAAUGAUAGUUGUAGAAACCAAUUUGGGGGAGCGUUUUUUUGACAAUGAAGUAAGGUUUUGGUGAUGCUUCCUGAUAGUGUAUGUCUGUUUCUUGCAUUGCAAUCUUCAUACUCUUCUGUUUCAGAAGACUCGAAUCCGUCAAUUGCUCUUUGUUUUCGUUUGUGGCAUAUUCCUUGACUAUUGUGUCGAUAUUACUAGGAUGAUUUUAGCUUGCGUCACUGAAUCAGAUUUCCAGUAAUUAGGUUGAAAUUAUGAGGCGAUCACUCAGAUUGGUUCUACUCGCCGAAACUAUUGAUCAAUCUACAAUACAAGAUCGAUUUUU
Messenger RNA from Linum tenue, 1453 nucleotides. NCBI's taxonomy places the organism in Eukaryota, Viridiplantae, Streptophyta, Magnoliopsida, Malpighiales, Linaceae. The record is from the annotation of a GenBank genome assembly.